This is a messenger RNA of Apaloderma vittatum (bar-tailed trogon), 2547 nucleotides long. RefSeq names its product BUB1 mitotic checkpoint serine/threonine kinase (gene BUB1). The record is from RefSeq and is a predicted model, not a curated record. Gene Ontology annotation, molecular function: ATP binding; protein kinase activity. Gene Ontology annotation, biological process: meiotic sister chromatid cohesion, centromeric; mitotic spindle assembly checkpoint signaling; protein phosphorylation. The transcript is spliced from 19 exons. Lineage: Eukaryota; Metazoa; Chordata; Aves; Trogoniformes; Trogonidae. The annotation marks the transcript as partial.
GGUCCCGAUUCUGCUGGUACUCAGUCCUGCUCUUCUGGUGGAAAAGAAGAAGUAAAGUACAUUACAUACAUCUCCAAAUCUGAAGUUCUUCCUAAGUCAUCGUCUACUGUUGUUGAAUGUGAACAGGUUGCAAUGUAUGAUAAAAACCUGCUCAUAUGCGAAGGCUCUGAACUUCAAUUUGAGGAGAUAAGAGCCAAGAGAUACUUCAAGAAAUACGAGCGCCUCAGAAGACAGCAAGAAUGGGAAGAGGAGGAGAGAGACUCCAAGAGGAAGAAAGAGUCAGCUGUCCUUGAACUGCAAGCCCUGCAGCAGAAGCUGGAACAGCUCACUCAGCUCACCAAAAGCUUGGAGGAAACUCGUCUGGAACCAGCAUCUACAGCGUCAGCCAAACCAAACAAGUCAGUGGCUUAUGCACACGUGACACCCGGCACAGAUCUACAACCAACCUGGAUGGCGUCUUGUCAAAGUUCACAUCUGCAAAACGCUCAAGGUCUGGUGCCGGAUCGGCCUCAGUCAAGCACUUCAUCAUCCACUGCUCUUACACUGCAGUCAGAGAAACCCGUUGGCCAUGCGAUGACAUCAGCUUCCCUGUGGGAAACAACAUAUAAAAAGGACGUGGUCAAAACUCAGCUAGAGCUUGGAGAACUGCGGAACAGUUUGUUGCACGCUCCAUUCAAUAACGUUUCAGCUCGGGAACGGGCACAUCCUGACUCGGCUCUUAAGUGGAACGCUAGAGAACAGCGCCCUAACAAGGGAUCCACUGGACCAACUACUUCUGUGGAUGUGAAAGAAGCAUCUAGAGUUGGAAAUUCUUCCUUCGCUUCUGGAAAUGCUUCUCAGGCUACCCCAAACACCUCACUGGGUGGAGCGAUGCAGGUGACACCAUUCAAAGUGCAGCCUUCACCUACAGUUCACACAAAGGAAGCACUGGGAUUUCUCAUGGAUAUGUUUCAAACACCGAUCUUGCCUGAACCAUCCCCUCUUGAGGAAAGCGAGGAGCAAUUUGAAAUCCUUUGCCAAAAAACUGAGCCUGAUGGAAAUCUGAAAGCUAAUCUUGUUGCUCCUGUCAUGCCAGCAUUUUCUAUAUUUGAAGAUGAGAACGAUAAAGAGAAUAGCAGGGUCCCACAGCAUAAAAACAAGCCAGAGGAGCCCAGAACUACUGGAGAACGUCCCUUGACUAACUGUGCAGCGGGUACAGAAGAAGAAACAGGCACAACGGAGUUCUUGAGGGAUGAUUAUACAGUGUGGAAUGUCCCAAGUAGUAAUAAAACGUUAGCUUCCAGCCCGAAUGACACCAAAGACUUUGCACGAGCUGCCCAGCUUGCAUCGACACCAUUUAAUUACCUGGCGGCACGUUCGCGGCAAGCUUUGGAGGACAAAGCCUGCGGGGAUGACUUGCCACAAAUGGACUUGGAAUUUUCUGAAGAACUGCACAAGCAGACAAAAAUGAAGAAGCUGAGGCUGAACCUGUUGGCCAAUUACCUUGAAGUCCUUGUCGAGAACCCUUGGGAUAAGGAAUUGAUUUGCAAAUUCUUAUCAGAGCUCCCUAAGCCACUCCACACCUAUGCCAACUACUUUCAAUGGAAAUCUCCUCUCCCAUCCAUCAGGCUGAAGGCUGAACUCCUGCUGGGUUCCAGCUCAUUCCACUUGGACUGCUUGGUUGGAGAAGGAGCUUUUGCCCGAGUCUAUCAAGCUUCCAUUCUGGAUGCAAGUAACCCUAGAAACAAUCAGAAAGUAGUGUUCAAGGUCCAGAAGCCAGCCAACCCUUGGGAGUUCUAUAUAGCAACACAACUGGUAGAAAGGCUUGAUCCAAGCAUACACCACCUCUACAUCCACUUUUAUUCUGCUCAUUUCUUUCAAAACGGAAGCAUUUUAGUUGGUGAGCUCCACAACUAUGGAACAUUGCUGAAUGCCAUAAACAUUUACAAAAAGCUUCCUGGAAAGGUGAUGCCUCAAGGACUUGUAAUCUACUUUGCCGUAAAAAUUCUUUAUAUGGUGGAACAGCUCCACAGCUGCAAAAUCAUUCAUGGGGACAUCAAACCUGACAAUUUCAUACUUGGAGAAAAGUUUCUGGAUAACGAUACAUGUGACAUAGACGGUGUCUCUCAUGGCUUGACACUCAUUGACUUGGGCCAGAGCAUAGACAUGAAACUCUUCCCUGAAGGAACGGCAUUUACCGCAAAGUGUGAAACGUCUGGAUUUCAGUGUAUUGAAAUGCUGACUCAGAAACCAUGGAACUAUCAGACGGACUAUUUUGGCAUCGCAGCAACGGUCUACUGCAUGCUCUUUGGUACCUACAUGCAAGUGAAGAAUGAAAACGGCAUCUGGAAGCCUGAGGGACUCUUCAGAAGGCUUGCCAACGCUGACCUGUGGAAAGAGUUCUUCGAGAGCAUGCUGAACAUCCCCAGCUGCCACAGCCUGCCUCCUCUAGCAGUUCUGCGCAAAAAGCUGAAGGAUUUGUUUUGCAAGUCAUAUGCAAAGGAAAUAAAGUUCCUUCGGAACAGACUCGUUGUGCUGCUCAUAGAACACAAACAGUCACGAAAAUAA